Messenger RNA from Pseudopipra pipra, 2174 nucleotides. RefSeq names its product ubiquitin specific peptidase 2 (gene USP2). Gene Ontology annotation, molecular function: cysteine-type deubiquitinase activity. Gene Ontology annotation, cellular component: cytoplasm. The record is from RefSeq and is a predicted model, not a curated record. The coding region runs from base 296 to 2038 and encodes 580 amino acids. Gene Ontology annotation, biological process: protein deubiquitination. The transcript has 13 exons. Lineage: Eukaryota; Metazoa; Chordata; Aves; Passeriformes; Pipridae.
UUUUUUUUUUACGUGUGGCCCCACAGCCCUCGGGCUCGGCCCCCUCCAGCCACCGCGCUCGCUCCCAGGGUAGAGGGGCUGAGCUGGGGGUGUCCUGUCCCCUCCAAAGGGCUCUGCUGCUGCCCAUCUCCACAUCUCCCCUCUCUGGGACCAGGGGAAGAUCCCAAAGGAGGCAGGAUCAGCCCCGUGGGUAUCACCUCAUGCCUGGAUGUUCGUCCUCCUGACCAGCCCUCGGCCGCCCACCCCACACGCAGUCGAUGCCUCCAGGAGAGCCCUCUGAGCCCCAGCCUGCAGCAUGUCCCAGCUCUCCUCCACCCUGAAGCGCUACGUGGACUCCUCCCGCUACACCGAGACCACCUACAGCAAAGUGCCCGGCGGUUACAGCUCCUACAGCUCCUAUGGAUCCACCCUGUCCUAUGCAGACAGCGACAAAAUCGGCUUCAAAGCCAGCUACCUGGGCUCCCCCCGCUACCACCACGCGGGGCUGUCCCCGACCAGCGGCUAUGACAGGCUGCCCCUGUACCCCGACCCCAGCAUCCGCCUGAGCCCCUCCUACAUCCGCGCCCAGCCCCGGCCGCCCGGCGGGGGGCUGAGCGGGGGGGGCUGCUACUCCUUCACAGGGACCCCCACCAGCCCCACGGGCUACCUGCCCGCCGCAGCGCCCCUGAGCCGCCACAAAUCCAUCAGCCACUCGGACCUGGCGCGGGAGUUCUCGGGGCUGCACACCUCGGACAGCGCCUACGCGCCCGCCCGCGCCCGGCAGGAGCCCGGCACCCUGCAGGGGCUCUACGAGGCUGCCACCCACUCCGACUACGUCCGUGGGUACCUGGAGAGCUACGGCAGGAAAAGCAACCACGGCAGCCUCUCCGCCGGCCACCUCGGCCCCUCUCAGGCCAGCCUGGGCUCGGCCCUGCCGCCCUCGGGCACCCGCUGUGCCAGCCAGCCCUGCGAGAGGAGCGACGACCCCUGCGACGUGCCCGCCCAGGACCCCACGAGCUCCAAGGCGGUGCAGGGGCUGACUGGGCUGCGGAACCUCGGCAAUACGUGCUUCAUGAACUCCAUCCUGCAGUGCCUGAGCAACACCAAGGAGCUGCGGGAUUACUGCCUGCAGAACCAGUACCUGCGGGACCUCAACAACAACAGCCGCAUGCGCACGGCGCUCAUGUCAGAGUUUGCAAAGCUGAUCCAGCUGCUCUGGACCUCGUCCCCCAACGAAAGCGUGAGCCCCUCCGAGUUCAAGACGCAGAUCCAGAGAUACGCCCCCCGCUUCGUCGGCUACAACCAGCAGGAUGCCCAGGAAUUCCUGCGGUUCCUCCUGGAUGGGUUGCACAGCGAGGUGAACCGUGUGCUGGUGCGGCCCCGGGCCAGCACGGACACCCUGGACCACCUCCCUGACGACGAGAAGAGCCGGCAGAUGUGGAGGAGGUACCAGGAGAGGGAGGACAGCCGCAUCAGCGACCUCUUCGUUGGGCAGCUGAAGAGUUCGCUGACCUGCAGCGAGUGUGGCUACUGCUCCACCGCCUUCGACCCCUUCUGGGACCUGUCCCUGCCCAUCCCCAAGAAAGGCUACGGGGAGGUGACGCUCAUGGACUGUCUCCGGCUCUUCACCAAAGAGGACGUGCUGGAUGGGGACGAGAAACCGACCUGUUGUCGCUGCAAAGCCAGGACGAGGUGCACGAAGAAAUUCAGCAUCCAGAAGUUCCCCAAGAUCCUGGUGCUUCACCUGAAGCGCUUCUCCGAGGCCAGGAUACGAAGCAGCAAACUCACCACCUUCGUCAACUUCCAGCUGAAGGACCUGGACCUCCGGGAGUUCGCCUCGCAGAGCUGCAAUCACGCCGUUUACAACCUCUACGCCGUCUCCAACCACUCGGGCACCACCAUGGGGGGACACUACACAGCCUACUGCAAGAGCCCCGUGUCCAGCGAGUGGCACACCUUCAACGACUCCCGCGUCACCCCGAUGUCGUCCAGCCACGUCCGCAGCAGCGACGCCUACCUGCUCUUCUACGAGCUGGCCAGCCCGUCCUCCCGCAUGUAGCCAGCCCUGCUGCCUCCCUGGGGACCCCUGUGCCACCCCUCAGAGCCAGGUCCCGGCCGUGUGGCCCCCCAGCUGCAAGAGGGAGGUGAAGAGGAGAGCCCCCCGAGGUGGCUGCAGAGGGAGCAGCCAGGAGCAG